This is a messenger RNA of Prunus armeniaca (apricot), 795 nucleotides long. The record is from the annotation of a GenBank genome assembly. NCBI's taxonomy places the organism in Eukaryota, Viridiplantae, Streptophyta, Magnoliopsida, Rosales, Rosaceae.
AUGGAUGUCAAAACUGCCUUCUUGAAUAGUGUCCUAAAGGAAGAGGUCUAUGUUGAGCAGCCAAAGGGUUUUGAAGAUCCACAUCAUCCAAAUGAUGUGUUUCGGUUAAAAAAGGCUCUCUAUGGUUUGAAACAAGCUCCUAGAGCAUGGUAUGAGAGGUUAUCCUCUCAUCUUCUAGGAAAUGGGUAUGUUCGAGGGUCCGUUGAUAAAACAUUGUUUGUGAAAAGGUUUAAAAAGGAUGUCUUGAUUGCUCAAGUGUAUGUUGAUGAUAUUGUGGUUGGUUCUACCUCUGAUUUGCAUGUUCAAGAUUUUAUUCAUGUCAUGACUAGUGAAUUUGAAAUGAGUCUUGUCGGUGAGCUUAAUUAUUUCUUAGGUCUUCAAAUUAAACUUGUAUCCCAAUCUAAAUAUGCAAAAAAUCUUGUGACAAAAUUUGGUUUGGAAGGAGCCAAAUCUGCAAGAACUCCAAUGAGCACGAGUGCUAAGAUUCAUAGAGACUUGCAUGGCAAAAGUGUGGAUCAAACUCUCUAUAGAAGCAUGAUAGGAAGUCUUCUCUACUUGACUGCUAGUAGACCUGACAUUUCUUUUAGUGUUGGUGUGUGUGCUUGGUUUCAAAGUGACCCAAAAGAGUCUCACUUGUUUGCUGUUAAGAGAAUUAUAAAAUAUGUGAGUGGGACUAUUGAGUUUGGGUUGUGGUAUACCUAUGACACUUGUGUCAAUCUUGUUGGGUAUAGUGAUGCCGAUUGGGCAGGUUGUAGUGAUGAUAGGAAAAGCACUUCCGGGGGGGUUUCUAUGUAG